UCUUUCUUUAUUAUUUCUAAAUUAGCAAUCUACACUGCAAAUUGUGCCAAAAGUGGUUUUCAUACAAAAUAACGGAGUGAGCCAUCCAUCUCUUACAAAGAUCUUUGCUGGUAGUACAGUUCGUCCUCGCCGCUCGGCCUCUCUCGGUGGCGCAGUACUAAUCGUGUACUAACGUUUCCCGUGUUUCGCUCAGGUAGCUCCAGCAGCCGGGCGCCACCGGGGCCGUGGUGGGAUUGAGCGCGGUGUUGAUUUCGCCCGGGCAGUAAAUACACACUGACAAAACAGCUCACAUUACACUGUCCAAAGGCACGUCGCCGCUGACUGUCUGCUGCUGUGCGGCUAACGCUAGCUAGCGGCUGUUAGCAUCAACGGCUGACUGAAUGAAUAAAGUUAAGCCGACAAGUUAGCGAAACAUUUCCCGAAACGACGCAAAUAACCACACACGGCGAAUGCAAAGUGUGUGAAAAAACACCCGCCGCGGUAUUCGGACAGCUUCCGAGCUUUCCCAUGCGGACUCUGGCCACCGCGUUCGUCGUCGUUGGGAGAGGGCUUAGCGGCGAGGACAGCGGCGACCGCUCACUCGAGAGGCGGCCAUGAUUUCCCUGUUCGCCGCUUCACGCCUGCUCGGAAGAGGGAAAACUCCGCUGCGUGAUCCUUUUAAGAGGAUUUGCGUAAACAUGUCGUCGUCGUCGUCGUCGUCGUCCUCCUCCUCCUCCUCUCGCUCGGGUAAGAGACUGCGGGUUCUGGUGGACAUGGACGGGGUGCUGGCGGACUUCGAGGGGGGGUUCUUGAAGAAGUACCGGGCCCGGUACCCGGACGACCCCCACAUCCCCCUGGAGGACAGGAGAGGGUUCUGGGUGUCCACGCAGUACGGCCAGCUGAGGAGCGACCUGUGUGAGAAGGCCAUCAGCAUCUGGCAGUCCAAGGACUUCUUCAUAGAGCUGGAGCCGCUGCCAGGAGGGGUGGAGGCGCUCAAGGAGAUGGCCAAGAUGGACGAGACAGAUGUCUUUCUUUGCACCAGCCCAAUAAAACAUUACGAACACUGCCCAUAUGAGAAGUAUGCAUGGGUGGAGAAGCAUUUGGGUCAUGACUUUCUGGAGCAGGUCAUCCUGACCAGAGACAAGACGGUGAUCACCGGAGACCUCCUCAUAGACGACAAGCCUGACAUUUUAGGCGUGGAGCCGGAACCGUCAUGGGAGCACAUCCUGUUCACCGCCUGCCACAACAAGCACCUCGCCGUCAGCCCCGCCCAGAGGCGGCUCCUGUCAUGGGCGGACGACUGGAGGGCCGUCCUGGACAGCAAGAGGCAGUGAGGUGGCCCCUCUGAUUCCUGAUUGACGAGAGAGGCCGGCCACUUUUCACCCGAUCAUCACCCCACCGGCGGGGGUCUCGAGGCUCUGAGGAAAUAAGCUAACUUGGAGAAUUUGUUUCUGAAAAGGAGUUUGGUAAACAUAUGUGAUCAGCCGCAUUCACAAUAACAUACAGGUUGGAAGUUUUACACACUGUUGGGAGAAGACGUGCACUUGUUUGACCACAAGGGGGCACUCAGAGACUAAGUGUGAAGUGAGGCGCCACUCACUGAGGAAACUGGGACAACAAAACAUUGAAUUCCAAACGGACACGUGGUAAGUCUGAAGGCACAUUGGACCUGCAUACUCUGUCUUUUGACUGUGGACAUUUCUUUUCAAAAUCAGACACAUUCAGUUGAGUAUGCAAUACGUAGAUAUACUGCAAGAAAGUCACCUGGCCUCGCUAGCACUCGCAUUUCAUGGUAUUCGGGGAGAAUACGGCGAUGCAACAUGGGUCACUGAGUAGUCAUUUUUGCAAUUAUACAUGUACAACGGUUUCUCUGAGGGCGCAGAGAACCGGUAUGGUGCUUUUUUCCCCCAACAAUGUCCGAUGCUGAAAAAUAAAACCUCACUCAUACAUAUAUGAAUGUUGCCAAAACCA
Gasterosteus aculeatus aculeatus (three-spined stickleback) is the source of this 1950-nucleotide messenger RNA. RefSeq names its product 5',3'-nucleotidase, mitochondrial (gene nt5m). Gene Ontology annotation, cellular component: mitochondrion. Gene Ontology annotation, biological process: pyrimidine deoxyribonucleotide catabolic process. The record is from RefSeq and is a predicted model, not a curated record. NCBI's taxonomy places the organism in Eukaryota, Metazoa, Chordata, Actinopteri, Perciformes, Gasterosteidae. Gene Ontology annotation, molecular function: 5'-nucleotidase activity.